UCCUCGGUGUUUCAGGGCUCCGCUUGUACAGGACUGUAAAGGUGCGUCACAAACCACAGCAUCCCAUCACAACAAGCACCUUCCAGCACUGGUUUCGUCACAGCACGUCUGUGCCGUCCAUUAUGUACAAACACACCUGUUGAGUUCAGAAGUGGUGCAUGCAGGUCAGCAGACACAGAGCUCAGCCGUGUACAACUAUGUCCUUGUUUGUGUCUCUUUCAGCAUCCAGAACCCCACCCCUUAUCCCUCCCCCUGCCUCCCUCUGAAGGGAGAUAGUGUUGUUUGUUGUUUUAGCGUGAGUUUGGUCCCACCACUCUCAGGAGAGCACAGCUCCGCCAUGGUCGACACGGGAGCAUCUGAUUGGAGAAGAGCCCUGCAGCUGUUUUUUUUCCUCCACCAGGAAUAACUUCACUCAGCUGCUGAUGGUUGAUCGCUCAGACUUGCUUCAGACGGGUGGUUUCCUGCCGAGGUGGAUGGAUGGAACUCCAAAGAGAAUGGGGAUUUUUCUGGAAUGACUGAACUGUUUAAGUUCCUGGAUCAUUUGGAAAAAUUGAAGAGAAUUAAAAAAAGAGAAGAAAUAUUGUAUGUUGAUGCAUCUGAAAGAGGACUGAAUGAAUGAGCACUGACAGCCAACACAUCCUCUAGUAGUAGGGUCUAAAUCUGGCCCCUCACCUUCCCUGUGACUGAGAUGAUGUGCUGAUCCGGAGUCUGUAUGGUCCGUACUCUUUGCCUUUUAAGGUUCAUCCCACCCACACAUGCAACAGACUGCAGCUUGAUCCUCACUGAUUUCCUACAAUCUACUAAAACAAAUGGACAUAUCUUCAUGUAGAGACUAAAUCAUUACUUUGUAAUUUCACGUCACACUUUGAUGCACUUUGGAUUUUCUCUGCUCCUGAUCUUACGUUGUGUUGUAACCUGGAGUUUGCAUCUUGCAUGUUUUUCAAUUGUUACUCCUGGAUCUUCUCAUCAUCCUCUUGAAUGAACUAUUCUGGUGCCAAAAAAGUUAGAUGGACAGCCUCUUUCCUUCGACACUGACUUCACUGACGACACAAAGGCUCAUCGUUUUCUCCUGCUGAUUUUUUAAAGAAAGUAACAACAUGAAUAAGGAAUCCCGUUUUUCCCGGAAGAUGCACGGCAGCUUCUCCACGCGCAGACACUCCUGCAUUGGCUUUGAUGUGGAAAAUGGAUUAUCUGCGGGACGCGGCGGCCCCAUUGAUGCCCAGGUCAACCCUGGUUCUGGUUUGGUUCUACAGGCCAACUUCCCCCACAGUCAGCGGCGGGAAUCCUUUCUCUACCGCUCUGACUCAGACUUUGACCUCUCACCCAAAGGUCCCACUAGAAACCCUUCAAGUGCCAGUGACCUGGAAGAAAGCUUGAAGCACUGGGAGGUCAACUGGCUGUCAUCUCGACAUUCAGAGGACAUGAUUGUCACGCCAUUUGCACAGGUUCUUGCCAGCCUGAGGACAGUUAGAAAUAACUUUUCCACCAUAACAGGCCAGCAGGAUCGCACAGUCAGCAAGAUGCGAUCUUCAAACAAUCCACCAUCAGUGUCCAAGACCAGCCUGGCAGAAGAGCCAGAUCAACAGCUGGCCAUAGAAACCCUAGACGAACUGGACUGGUGUCUGGAGCAACUUGAAACACUGAAGACUCGACACUCUGUCAGCGAAAUGGCUUCAAACAAGUUUAAGAGGAUGCUGAAUCGAGAGCUCACUCAGCUGUCAGAGACUAGUCGUUCAGGGAACCAGGUGUCAGAGUUUAUCUCCAGUACCUUUCUAGAAAAGUCACAUGACAUGGACAUCAUGUCACCCCCAUCCAAGGAAAAGGACAAAAGGAAAAGACCUAUGUCCCAGAUCAGUGGUGUGAGGAAGCCAACCUAUAGCCUUGCUCCUUCUUCCAUACCUCGCUUUGGUGUCAAUGCUAGCCAGGAGGGACUUCUAGCAAAGCAUCUUAACAUACCAAACAAUGGAUUUUGUUUGCAGCAACUUGAAGACAUAAACAGAUGGGGUAUUGACAUCUUUAAGGUUGCAGAGUAUUCUGGCACCCGCCCACUAACAGUCACAAUGUACUCCAUCUUUCAGGAACGUGAUUUACUUAAAACCUUCAAGAUUCCAGUGGACAUCUUCAUAAACUUUGUGAUGACACUUGAAGAUCACUACCAUUCUGAAGUAGCUUACCACAACAACAUCCAUGCUGCAGAUGUGGUCCAGUCAAUGCAUGUCCUUCUGUCCACACCUGCACUGGAGGCUGUCUUUACUGACCUGGAGAUCCUUGCUGCACUGUUUGCGAGUGCAAUUCAUGAUGUGGAUCACCCUGGAGUUUCCAACCAGUUUCUCAUUAAUACCAACUCUGAGCUCGCGCUCAUGUAUAAUGACAUGUCAGUGCUGGAGAAUCACCACCUGGCUGUCGGCUUCAAACUUCUGCAGGAGGACCAGUGUGACAUCUUCCAGGACUUAAGCAAAAAGCAAAGGCAGUCGUUGCGCAAAAUGGUCAUUGAUAUGGUUCUGGCAACUGACAUGUCUAAACACAUGAACCUGUUAGCAGACCUGAAAACUAUGGUUGAAACAAAGAAAGUCACCAGUCUAGGCGUCCUGCUCCUCGACAAUUAUUCUGAUCGCAUACAGGUUCUUCAGAACAUGGUUCACUGUGCAGACCUGAGUAAUCCCACUAAACCUCUUGAACUGUACCGCAAAUGGACAGAUCGCAUCAUGGUGGAAUUUUUCACUCAAGGGGACAGGGAGAGAGACAAAGGAAUGGAGAUCAGCCCGAUGUGUGAUAAACACAAUGCCUCCAUUGAGAAAAACCAGGUAGGGUUCAUUGACUACAUCGCCCAUCCUCUUUGGGAGACGUGGGCCGACUUAGUACACCCUGACGCACAGGAGAUCCUGGACACCCUAGAGGACAACAGAGAGUGGUACCAGAGCAUGAUACCUCAUAGCCCCUCACCAGGGCCAGAAACCCAGGAGGAAGAAGGCCUUCCAGAGGAAGCGUCAGCAACUGCCUCGGGGAGCUGCUCCACAUCAGCUGACAAGUUUCACUUUGAAUUAACACUGGAAGAGGAGGAGGAAUCCGAUACAGAGAGUUCAACUGAGGAUGAGCGGGGCUAUGGCAGAACCAAGAACAGCAGUGAAUGUGGUUCUUCUGCAGCUCUACAGCGUAACCAGGCCCCCAGCAAAGACCCGGGCAGGACAUUUUCUGUUGGCCUCAAGAGUGAUGCGGCAGAGGAAGGUGCCCCUGAGGUGCCCCACUUCACACUGGGCACAUAACAACUGUAAAUCUGUUUUUCUUUUUGGAUGUGCCACACUUGCAGACAAGCCUGAACAUUUUAAUUUGGUCCCUUUUUCUACUUUCUUUCUGCUCCUCCCUUUGACUUGCAAUAAAACCACAGAGAGCUGGAGAUGACUUGGCUGCAGAAAACAGUGAUUUCAGGGGGGGUGUUCUAUGACUUAUGCACAAAACUAAUAAUGUUGAUGACAGUGCAAGUGCCACCCUCCAGUGUCUCUGAAGGAGGUCUGCUACAAAAAAGGAGGACAAAACAAAAAAGUUGCUUUUGCUAUUUGCAUUUUAUUAAUUCAUAUUGACGUAUUGUUUCAAAUGCCUUUGGUAUGCAUGCUAUCAUUUUGAUUUAUAGAUAUGCACAUUUCACUUUGCUCUUCACUGACCUGUGAAUUCUUUGGGUUUUAGUUAAACAUGCGCACACUGACAGUUGUCGAGUGAGGAACAAGCACUUUUUGGAGUUGCCAAACAUGAAUAACAUUGUUAUAUCUCUAGAAAACAAACUCUAUGUCAACGUGUAGUUUGGCUUUUGCUCAUCAUUUGCCCACAGCAAUCCUUUUUCCACAGGCACUUGCAUAUAUUAAAGUGUAGAUAAGGGGAGAAUGUAAAGGCAGACGGCUCCAGUUGUUGGGUCUGCUAACAUCACUAUAACAAAAAAUUCAGGAAAUGCCCAGGAGCACUGUGCUAGAACUGUCCUCUGUGCUCUCAGCAAUCAAUAGCUUUUUGAAAGGACAUAGUCAAUGACAAAACAAGUGCCAAGCAAGAAUGACACAGCCUACACUGUAUUUUCCAUUUUGCCACUGGCUACUUUCCAUCAGCGAUGGCCGAAGUAUGCCGGUUUCUACCACCAUGUGUGCCAACCUGCCCUCCCUGUUCUCUACCUUCUGCUCAGCAUGGACUCAGACUAUGUCUUAAGUGAGGUAAACUGCCAUACAAAGGACGAGACAUCGGUUCAAAGCACUUUGGAUUAUACUUUCAGGUUUUUUUCAUACCACUUCCACCAAAGAUGUAAAACGUGACUGAUUUUCUGUUGGUGACUGAUCAGCUGGUUGAAUUGACCCUAAACAGGCUGGAGCCCUACAGCCCACAGCAGAAGGACUCUGUGUUGUUUUAUUUAUUACUGUGCAGAAGCUGGUGUUCUGUUGGAAUGUGAGAAUGCAACAUACAGAUGAGUAUGGAGCACAUCUUCACAAUGAAUUAGUUGGUUUCUUUUAUUUUUACAAAACAAGUAUAUUCUGUGAAUGAGUUUCUUUUGACUUUCUUCUUCUUCUUUUAAACAAAGAAUGUCCUUUUUGUUUUUCAAUUGUUUCUCUUUGUUAGAAAACUGACCAAAUGCUCAGUGUUGCCUUCAGCAUCAAAGACACUUUUACCUGCAUUAAAUACAACAUGCAAAGAAUAACUCAGGUUUAUUAUGUUCGCUCACAUUUUUAAUUUAGCAGAUAACAUAAAACACGAACAGAGCGCUUUUCAAAAUAAAGUGUUCUUCAGAUUCUUCUGACUUGGUCAUAUCUGCUUUUCUUAGACUUCAACUGAUUGUUCCUUUAUAAUCUUGCACCAUAUUUACUGUUCUCAGUAUUUGGUUCAAAUACUUAUUUCAUGUUAACAAUUACCUUGAAUUAGCGUGGAUAUAUAACACCAUGAUGCAGCUUGGACAAUCUAAACUUUGCCAUUUCCUGUGGCUGUUUUUGGCUUUGUUUCCAUCUUCAGUUGUAUGCCUUACCAAUAAAAGGAACAUUUUCUCUCUGUCA
This is a messenger RNA of Oryzias latipes (Japanese medaka), 5021 nucleotides long. RefSeq names its product phosphodiesterase 4C, cAMP-specific a (gene pde4ca). Gene Ontology annotation, biological process: signal transduction. Gene Ontology annotation, molecular function: 3',5'-cyclic-nucleotide phosphodiesterase activity. Lineage: Eukaryota; Metazoa; Chordata; Actinopteri; Beloniformes; Adrianichthyidae. The record is from RefSeq and is a predicted model, not a curated record.